This is a messenger RNA of Pyrenophora tritici-repentis Pt-1C-BFP, 2179 nucleotides long. RefSeq lists its product as uncharacterized. The record is from RefSeq and is a predicted model, not a curated record. Lineage: Eukaryota; Fungi; Ascomycota; Dothideomycetes; Pleosporales; Pleosporaceae.
AGCACCAGGUGGGUUUUUUCGCAUCCUGUUGGCUCACUUCCUUCCAGUCUUUCCAUUCUUUCCAGUCGCUCCUUUGCUACUUUUCCUACUGUAUGAAGUUUGCGCGACCAUGACAACUACAGCCACAACCCAGGCAACGGCGGACCGUCGCGUCGUCCAUUUGAUUCUGCGUCAUCUCUCCGAUAUGAAGUACAAAGACCGUAGACAGCGUGGACCGGACCAGCCCGUCGAAUUCCUCGCAAUUCGCCCGACACUUAUGCCGUCGAUCCUCGUGAACAAGUUGUGGGCCGAACAAGGCACGUCGAUACUAUGGAACAGCUACCCGCACCUUCCUGCUUUACGAGACAUGGCAAUCGAUCGCCGACAGUGGUACGCGAACAAGGCAGAAAAACUCUUCGUGCUGGAACCGGCGGAAAGUGACGAAGGCCUAGCAUACUUGGAGCAGCUGGACUGGCCGAAUUUGAAGACCUUGGAACUCGAACUGGACUGGCAAAGACAUGAGAAAGCGUUCAAGCCGAUGCUACACGCUACACUGCAAGAUCUGGAGCUUCAUGGAUUACAAACUGGGGGCUCUCAGUAUAUCGCUGGAUCCAUACUCCCUGCCUUGUCAGCCUCCUGCACCAACCUACGCAGCAUAUGCUUUGGCCCAGAUAUUGUCAAACACGAAGACCCCGUACACGACCAAAAGCUUCUCGAUCUACUCGAUUCCAUACCUAGCAUUACCGACGUGCGGAUAAAUAAUGCUGGAUUUUCUAGCAAGGACACAUUGUUCAAAUGGCUGAGCCAACGCCCAGGUUUGGAAACCUUACAUAUCGAUCUUGAUCCUGGUUUGCAACUACUGUCCUCGUUUACAGGUCGCAAUGCAUUGUCAUCUCCUUUCUCUUCCCUCAAACGCCUGCACAUCAAAUGUUAUCCCGAAAUGGCACUCACUCUUGCAUCCCACCUCCAGCAUGUGGAAGAGGUGCUGCUCGACAUUGCAAGGAUACCUCACCACACCCAACAAAGUCACGAUGUAAACAUCCUUGAUGAUGUCUUGGGUGCAUUCUCUCAAUGCUCAGAGCUGCAGUCGUUUCAAGUGAACAUCGGCCAACUUUCCCGCGAUUUUCCGUCAGUCGUAUCACACCCAGUUUUGUCUGGGAUAGCCUUAGUGAAGCUCGCUACCGGCUGUUCUAAGCUCCGAGACAUCAACCUGGUCGCUUCAGAGCCAUCUGCGAUCAAUGGAUCGAUGAUCUCCAAGCUUCAGUUCGAAGCCUUCACCAGAAAGCUGCCGAACCUCGUGAGUCUUACUCUGAAGCUCCACCCGCAAACGGCAAUACGUCUGGAAUCUACGGCGCUAGGAAGUCUUGGAAGAAACUGCCCUUUGCUCAAAAUCUUGCGCCUCAAAGUCGCGUUACAUCUGCCAGAUUUGCAGUCACCAGGGAACCCCUCGUCCCCGCAGCCUGUCGAACCGUCCUCACAUGACACAUUGGAGGAUGACAGUAUCCCCAGGCGGCCGUCCAUCGCCAUCAAUGGCCAUCAGCGAGGCCCUUCACUCGACUUUGAACAGCUGGUGGAAUCCAGUAUACCGACCGGGCCGCUUUUCUCAAACCUCACAUAUCUUGCAUUCGCACGUCCGCAAUCGAUACUAUCAAUAGCCAGCGAUACCUAUGCUGUCUCAUCAAACUCGCAGUCCAGCUCCGCUCUCGACCCACUUUUAGAAGAAGACCUUGUUCGAUCAUGGGCUCGACCACUUGCUGUGCAUUUUCCUCGCCUUGAAGUGCUUGAAACUUGGGGGGACUGGGCUGGGCAAGACAAUGAGUCGUUGAACUACUUCUUACCGCGGGAAGAGCUGCUAGCGAGCACGUGGGAGUUUUUGAGUGGCGUAGAACAGGACUUGUGGGAAGAUGGUGAUGAUGAUGAACUUGACGAAUCGACAUGGGUAGAGCCUUCCACGGAACGAUACAGCAUCGUAAGCGCGGAUUGGAACCUGGCCAGCUAUGUCAAUGAGUUCCCAGACGAAGAUGAUGUCGGAAGUGGCGUAUACCUGGAGCCUUAUGAAGAGGAGCCCGAAGGCAUGAUUACACCAGGACGGACACUAGGCAACGAGGAGGAAGCUUAUUUUCGAGGCGCAGAUGCCAAGUACGUUACUGCCUCAGGACCAGCAGCGCUUGCUGUCGCAUCUGACGGUGUUAGCCAUUGA